UACGUCACAGAGUGGGCGGGGCGGCGGGGGACCUAGGCGGGAACGCUGACAUGUCGCGGCACGGUCGAGCGGUGGCGGCCCCGGGCCGGGACCUGCGGGCGGGCUUCCGUCACGACAGGGGCGACGGCGGCGCCGUCGUCCCUCAGGGGCUGCUGAAGGCGGCGCGGAAGAGCGGCCAGCUCAACCUGUCGGGCCGGGAGCUGAGCGAAGUCCCUCAGAUGGUCUGGCGAAUAAAUUUGGAUCUCCCUGAGGAAGCAAACCAGAAUCAUUCCUUUAAUGCUUCUGAACGAUGGUGGGAGCAGACAGAUUUGACUAAGCUAAUCAUAUCCAACAAUAAACUUCAGUCACUUUCAGAUGACCUCAGACUUCUGCCUGCACUGACUAUACUUGAUAUGCACGAUAAUCUGCUGACAUCCCUUCCUUGUGCCAUAGGCGAGCUGGAAAAUCUGCAGAAGCUUAAUGUCAGUCAUAACAAACUGAACAUACUACCUGAAGAGCUUACAAAACUACGAAACCUGAAGGGCCUGUUUCUGCAGUACAACGAGCUGACUUGCAUCCCUGAAGGAUUUGGACAAUUGCACAGAUUAGAGGAUUUAGAUCUUUCCAACAACCGUCUUACAGCUGUUCCAGCUAGCUUUUCUUCUCUCUCUAACCUGAUGCGACUCAACCUUGCCAGUAAUCAAAUGAAGAACUUGCCGGCGGAAAUCACCAGGAUAAAAAAAUUAAAGCAUUUGGAUUGUACUUCAAACUACUUGGAAACUAUACCUUCUGAAUUAGCUUGCAUGGAGUCACUAGAACUGCUUUAUUUACGGAGGAAUAAACUGCGUUUUCUACCAGAAUUUCCUUCAUGUAUAUUAUUAAAGGAAUUGCAUGUUGGUGAGAAUCAGAUUGAAAUGUUAGGGGCAGAACAUCUUCAACAUCUUCAAUCUAUCCAUGUCCUAGACCUAAGAGAUAACAAGUUAAAAUCUAUUCCUGAUGAAAUUACCUUGCUCCAGGCCUUGGAAAGACUUGAUCUAACUAACAAUGAUAUAAGUAGUCUGCCCCAUACAUUAGGAAACCUUCCUCGUUUGCAGUUUUUGGCAUUAGAAGGAAACCCUUUGAGAACUAUUCGGCGGGAGCUCCUAAAUAAAGGGACCCAAGAAGUCCUAAAGUAUCUGAGAAGCAAAAUUAAAGCUGACACAGCAAACCAAAAUGACACGCCCACUGAGACAGCCAUGACUCUGCCGAGUCAGUCCCGAGUCAACACGCAUGCCAUGAUGACUCUGAAGCUCUUAGACUACAGUGAGAAACAGACAGCUCUGAUUCCUGAGGAAGUAUUUGAUGCUGUAGGAAGCAACGCGAUCACUUCCAUAAACUUCAGUAAGAAUCAUCUCAACGAAAUACCCAAAAGGAUCGUGGAACUGAAGGCCGCCGUCUGUGAGAUCAAUUUGAGCUUUAAUAAGCUUUCCUGUGUCUCUGCAGAAUUGUGUGUGCUCCAAAAAUUGGCCCAUCUGGACAUCAGAAAUAACCUCUUGGCCUCUUUGCCUGAAGAGAUGGAAGCCUUGACAAAACUGCAGACCAUAAACCUUUCCUUCAAUAGGUUUAAAACGUUCCCCAGUGUUCUGUAUCGGCUCCGGACUCUCGAAACCAUCCUCCUCAGUAACAAUCAGGUUGGAUCUGUGGACCCUGUGCAGCUAAAGCAGAUGGACAGGCUGGCCACUUUGGACCUUCAGAACAACGAUCUCCUCCAUAUCCCGCCCGAGCUAGGCAACUGUGUGAGCCUGAGGACCCUUCUGUUGGAGGGGAAUCCAUUCCGCAUUCCUCGAGCAGCCAUUUUAGCCAAAGGAACAGAUGCCGUCCUGGAGUAUUUAAGAGACCGGAUUCCUACUUAAUGGGAGUUUUGUAAUCCUUGACCAGCUGAUGGCUCCGCAUGCUUCAGAGAGCUGUCUUGUCUGGGAGCUGAUUUGCUGUCCUUCGUGUGAUGGUUUCUCCAAACAGUCUAUCAGUUAUUAUUGCUGUGAUGUAUUUGGGGCAUGAAACAAGUGGUCUUACAAUCUUAUUACUGCUGACAUUUUCCCAUUGAAAAUGAUGUAAAACAACUUGAUAAUGCUUAUUAUGACCUGCUUGUUUGUUUAUACAUUCAUUCUCAAAAGUUUUGUAAUUUUAAAAAGGCAGUAGUGGUUUCUAUAACUCAAAUGUCAUUCCUGUUUAAAGUUGAUUUUUUUUUUAAUAAUGACAGCAUUUUUGUAAAAGAUGAGUGGUGUUUUUUUUAACAUUGUGUAUGCGUUUGUGUGUGUUAUGUGUGUACACCUUUUUAUGUUAGUGAUGUAAGGACAUUUCAAGGACAUGUACUACCCUGGUUCUGGUGUUGAUGCUGGGCUAAUCAAUUAACUUCCGUGCCCCAGGCAGCUCUGAAGACUGGGGGCUCCAAAUGGGUAACCCAUCACCACUGAACUGGUGGACGGGAUCCCUAGAAUAACAACAAACCUUCAAGAGAAGAUUCAGUUGGAUGUACAGUGUGUGGUGUUUUGUUUUGUUUUUUGAUUUUUUUUUGUUUUUUGCAGGGCAAUGGGGGUGACUUGCCCAGGUUCACACAGCUAGUAAGUGUCAAGUGUCUGAAGCCAGAUUUGAACUCAGGUCCUCCUGAAUCUAGGGCUGGUGCUUUAUCCACUGCACCACCUAGCUGCCCCCUACAGUGUGCGGUUUUAAAAAAUAAUUCUAUUUGCAGCCUAUAUUUUCAGAUGCUGAGAAUCCAUCUUUCCCUGUUGGGUGGAACUCAUUUUAAUUAACGCAUUUGCCAAAGAAGAAACAUAUGGUAUAGCUCAUUAGGAAAGGGCUAUUAGUGAGCCCAGCCUGGCUCUUAUGUUAUUUCCUUGGGCCCUCUUACUCCCAAAGUCACUGUAUCAUGGCCCCCUCCAAAUUAAAAUGUUUUGGUUGCAUCUCCGCAGCAGCUUACUGUGUUCUCCGAUCUGAUUGGCACCUUCCUCGGUACCAGCCUUCCCAUUUGGUCACUUCUAGAUGUGAUACUAAAAGGCAGCACCCAGAGUGUCUCACAUCAUGGACAUCACCCUGAGAAACUGGCCAAGAAAAUGUUUGGCCACUGACAUGCAGCCUUACAUAUCUCAAUGACAUCAUUAUGAUAUCCAAAUUUUUGAUAGAAUUAAGACCCAAAUUGGGUUGAUACAAUAUAUCUCCUUGCAAGAGCUUGAUUUAAGGAAGCUUAAUUUAAAAAGAUUUGUGGUCUCUUAAGGUCUUGACAUUCAAAAUAGGGUCUUAUUUGGGUAGAUUUUUCAGCACCUUUUUUAAUGAAGAUGAGAAUACUUCUUAUUUAUAGAUAAUGCAGUUUUCAAAUACAGGUUACAGUUUUGAUCUUGCUAAGGGGAAACAUGACUGUUCAUACCACUUCUCUUGUCAACACAUAACUCUGUUGUUAUAUUAAACAAAAGACACUCUACAAUAAGGUGAAAUUUUAUUAUUUGUACAAUAAAGAGACUUUAUGUUAUUCAAAACACUUUUUUUUUAAAUACUGAAAAAGUUGAGUACACCAAAGCCAAAAAAAGGCUCUGCUGUACACUGCACAGCAUUGUCUGAGUCCCUGUAUUUUGUAUAUGUACAGAAAGCAUCUUCAAAAUGCAUUAUAGUCACAAUGUAUACCCUCACCAAUUAGUGUCAAUACAGAAAUUCAAACUGGAAGUAUACAAUUCAUGUGUGCAAAUUAACAAGAUCAAUAAGAUCACCAAGUCGGUCAAUUUAAAAUUGAGUUUUAAAGGAUCUUUUUGCACAUAAAAUGAAGCAGUUCUCAAGUUCAGUAUGUCAUAACUGCAAAAAAAAAACCCCAUUAAAUACAUUCACAAUCUAUGUUAAUAAAGUAGUAAAUAGUUCCUCAUCCAGCAUUAUUUACAAGAUGGAUUUCAACUGAAAAGUACAGUUAGUUUUAAUAUAGCAAUCUGGAACACAUACAAAAAUGACAAGUAUUUAUAUAUAAUUUAAGCUCAAAAUCACAAUUAUCUCAAAAUAUUAGUUACAAUACAGCCAUUUCCAUCAUAAUUAAACAUGUCCUCAAAUAACUUUUUUUAUAAAAUGGUAAAAUUUUUAUUAAAGUAAGCUAUUUCUUUUGAAUUGGCUACAGUACUUACUCCCAAGUAGAAAACUGUUGAGUUUUGUUUUUCUUGCAGAAUUGUUAGGUAAAGCCACCCAUGUAAAGCCAAGAGGACCGAAAAGGCCCCGAUUUAUAAAGAUCCGGUCUCCUGGGCUUUGGGGGAACUGGUCAAUAAAAGCUCCAAGGGGAGUGUCCGUCUGGAGUCUACAGUGAAAUGACAUGCACUAAUAUACAAGAUGUCAGAAUAAGUCAAUGGAGACUACCGUGCACAUAGAAAUGCUCACAGAUGACAAAAAGAAGCCUUAAAUAAGGAAGCAAUCACAAAAUCCGGUCUUGAACACCCUUGUUCCCACACUCCCCUGACAUUCCAACAGCAGCAGCUGGGCUCCUCUUGUCAGGGUCUGGGCUGCUUUGAGGCCACAAAGGGUCGCUGUCGUGCUGCACACGUGGCCCUGAGCCCCAUGCCAGACCCCAGAAGGCCAGCUAGAAACCCCUGUCUGAAGCUAGCCUAGCAUCACUCCUGAAUGCAGCAAAGUAUUUCACGCAAUCAUGCGCUUCAACCCCGAUUCACAGAAUUCCAUCUCUGGCCAUGGAAAAGCCGAGGUGACACGUGAAGUGUUUGCCAUAGGAUGAGGGGGAGGCCAACCACAGUCAUGGGGCAUAAAGCAGGAUUAAGAGGGGUGCUCUCCAUAAGCCUGCUUCCAACAUUGAAUUUGGAAAAUCACCCCUGUGCUAAAGAGUGGGAAACAGCAUCCUCCUGCCUGUCAUCAUUGGGCCAAAAGUUGCUUCUGGGUUUGUGGUUCUGGUCCGGCUGGGAGGAGUUCUCCAGACCCAACCCUGGUUUAUUAAUACAGGGUGUUUGCCCUUGGGAGAUGAGAGGGGGUAGAAAAGAAAUCACUUCGAAGCUUCCCUCUUGUAGUUUAUUUGUUAUGAUCCAAAUACAGAAUCUCAAAAGAUUCACAAUACAAUUUUCUACUAGGAAAAAAGUUUCCCUUCACACUAAAAAAAGAAAAAAACUAAACCCAGAACACAAAACAAGAUGAAUUUUACGUUGUCUUUGGCCCCCCAGCUCAAGUCCAAGAAGGAUCGUUGGAAAAGCUUGGUUUUGUCUAACACCUACAAUGUGGUUUUCUAGGUGGAUUUUCAGCUCUCUUUUCUGAAACCUAAAUAGCAAGGCGAGGCUUCCUAGAGGGGAAAAUGGGGCUUAGGAAGAGGAGGAGAUGCCUAUGAGUUUGUGAAGUAGACACGGGAAGAGGAGUCGGCUGGCGGGGCCCAAACUUGCUUCUAAGGGCUCACUUAGGGCACGACGAAUUUCUCCCCAAUCUUACUACUUGGGGAUGCUUGCCCAUGGCCUGCAGGGCAAAAUUGUUCAAGUGUUGAAAAUAAAAUUCAUCACUAGUAAACAUGAUGACAAAUGGACUUGUGUUCCCACUAUGGGAAAGUUUCAACAGUCUUCAACAGAUGGGUUUUCCUGGUCAGCCUAAGGGCUUUCCAUCAAAUAAGGACAACAAAAACCACUCCAGCUUUCCUGCCUAAGUAGCAUGGCUACUGGGAAGGGGGAAAUAAUGAAGCCCGGAGCUUGCUGGGCAGGAUGGGAAGUAAAAUUUCCAUGUCCCUUUGUCAUAAAUUCAUUCAUUCCUAUCUGGCUGUUAACCAAGGGCCAUUGCUAAUCCCUGUGAUCUUAACUGCGCAAGAUAAAUGCAGCAACAUAAAAGAAAAUACCCAUAUAUGUGUGUGUAUAUACACAUAUAUACAAACCUGAGUCAUAAUAAAAUUUAUUUAAUAUAUGAAAAUAAGCUUUAAAGGGCCAAAAAUACCUUUGUGCAAUAUAAGCAGCUAACAUUUAAACUUCAGACAAGAAUAUUCAUAUGCUUAUACAUUCUAUAAAGAACCAGCAAAACAAUGAGCGUCUGCAUAUGUUAACUUUCCUAGCUAUAGUCAGGACAAUCGGGUUUCGUUGCUAGUGCCGAUCCUGUUUUUCAUUCCCCUGAAUUCAUGAAGGUUUUAGAAAACGUAUUCAAGUAUGGGAUUUCUACAUUAUUACUGGUGGGCAUUCCCAGUGUUUUCCUUAAUAAUCGGAUGAGAUCAAAUUGCAAGGUCAGGUUGUAAAGGGGAUUUCCAGCUGCCAAAUCACAAGGGGAAAACUUUGGAAGGGAAUUCAUAGACUCUUCCAAAAAUAAGUCUUGUGGAAGAGGAUCAAGCCUGGUGUGAUACAUAAGGUAAAAGGCGGGGGAAGUGACACAUUCCUAAGCUUCCCUUCAUUUCCUUCAAGUCUUGCCCCCACCCCCCUUACCCUGAAUCCUCAUUUCCUUAGCUCUCAGGUCAUUUUCCUGGUCUUUUUUUUUCUCCCAACUCACAGGAAGGACCCCCUCGCCCUCAAACUGGAGCAAUCUUUCUUCCAUGCCUGGGCCUGCCUGCCACUUCUGAAACCCAGCAUUCUCCAGAUCCCCACCUUCUUCAAAGCUUCUUCUCUGUCUCCUCCUGUGGUGGAAUGUAGCUGUUUCCCCGCCCCCUCCCUCUCCCCUGACCCCUCCCCUGCCUCCGUGCUGUUUAGUUAUACAUUAAGACAUCUACUCUGAUAUUCCAGCCUGUGCCACAAAUCCUCCACUGACCAUUCCUUUCCAGCUGAUAGGAGCAUUCUUUCCGUCCUCCCGCUGUCUGGCAUUUACUUACCUCCUCACAUGUUGCAUCUGCUAGUAGAUUGUAAGCUUCGUGAAGGCAGGGACAAUUUUUCAUUUCGAUCUCACACCCCCAUAACCCAGCCCAGUGUAUGUGGUAAGUGAUCCCCAUGUGUCUGCUGAAAUGAAUUAUAGCAGAGUCAUCUGAGACGACAACCCAUAUGAGUGGUCCAGGGCACAGUCAAGCACUGGGUGUGACUCCUAGAUGUUUCCCCAGGUCAAGUCUGGAGUUUGCUUGUAGGAGGAAGACUGAGCCUUAGGGCUGUCCCAAGACAGGUUCCAUAGCUAGAGUGACUGCCAUCGGCCCAGGGUUCAGGAAAAGAGGAAGCUAUCUAGGAGUGGUGGCAUGACUUGGCAUCUGCAGUCGGACCAGGAAAGGCAUGGAUGUUCUGAACUGGUCAUUUGUUAGCAGGAUUGGAAGAACAGAAAUAGCUGGUAUGAGGGAGAUGGCAUUGAGCCAAGGAAACGUCAGUCUCUCCUUGCUUUUCCUGCAGCUUUUGCCUUUGGAUCAUGAAGGGUCUUCAUUGUGCGGAAAACUAAAAGAGAGAGACUUUCUCUGCCAACAGACAUGUUGCCAUGGGAACUGUCACAGAUACUAAAAUUUAUGUCAGAAAACUGGAGAUUCAGUAUGAGGGGAGAUGAGAGGGCAGCUCUCUACCCUGUAGUUUGGGCAUUCCAAGGUUUGAGAAGUUAGGAUUCUCUAGUUAUGGCCCCUACUCAAUGAGUGGACAGAGGGACAUGCCAGCAUCCCUAGUCAUGGAGUCUGUGGCCUGGGCUGUGUAGGGAGAAGAGUAGAUGCCAGACAGAGAUGGAGCUCUGAACAAUUCAGACCAUCUCCUGGCGAAGGGAACUCUUAACUCAACCAUGGGAUCAGCUCCACAGGCCAAAAUGCCCAUCAAGGAAGUGCUCCUGAUCUGGGAGCAGGCUGCCUGCCAGACCUGUCCUCUCCCCUCUACUACAAGCCCACAGUCACUGCUGGCCCAAUUAUUGCACACCUAGGCACAUAUUAUUGCUUAUAUACAUCUUCCAUAUCCUCUGCAGCAUUUGCAAGUAAUCUGCAAUUUAAUUGGGCAAGUUACUCAGCAAGAAAGAAUGCCUUCAUUAUACCGUCGCAAACACUCCCAACCUGCCUCCUUGUUCACUUAAGUCAGGAGAAACCAGAUUUCCAUGUGUCUUGUUCUGUCUUUGAUCACAUGGUCUCAGGGAGAGCUGACUUAUGUGUCUACAUAGUAGAUAGCUACCUACAGCAAAUGAUUUUUAGGGGCACUAGGAAGUUAUCGCACAUGCCUUCUAUAUCUGAGAGGGCUGAUGCCUAAAAUGUCACAAUUAGAGCUUCAUUCUUUUGACUUAAGACUUUAUUAAAAUAUAGAUUUACCCACAUCUAGCCACGCGGGCGAUUUGCACUUUAAUGUGAAUGACUUUAUCACUCGAGGUUUCCUGAGAACGAAUUUUGAUUGGGAUUGUAAAGAGGGAACGUAAACAGAAAUUGGAGGUGCUAAAUUUCCCCACCAUGUCAUAGUUCUGCCUAGAGCCAGCCCUAGGUUCAAAAUUCUCUAAUAACAGAAGGUUUUCACCCACACAAAACAGAAAUUCUGCUAGAAAUCCUGAUUUCUUUUCCCGCUCACACGUUAGCACAAGCUCUUUUUAAUAGCUAUGAAGUUCACCAGCUCAGGAAUCAACUAGUCCACCCACGGGAAUAGAGGCAGAGCUCAGAUGGAGCGGAAGAGAAGAGCUAGUGUAAAGGAUGAUGACGUGACCCGAAGCUGGGAAGAUGUGGCCAACUUUUGUCUCUGGAAAGGGACUAUUGGACUGGGACUUAAUGCAGAGGCUGCAAGAACAUGCUUCGGUCUUUCUCAGAAGUUGGGAUUUUCUCCUAAUUCAGAAGGAACAGGAGCAGGAGAAUAAUUAGGAGCACCCUACAGCACCUGAGCUGAUCCCUGCUUUGAGAUAGGCAGGUAAAAUAUACCUACUGUAAUUGCACAAAAGAUCAGGCAGUGGAUGGGCUUCUUUUUUCUUUUUUACAAGAGCCUUUUAAAACUCAUGAGCAAGGCACUGACAGAUGAAGGCUCAGCUAGAGUAUGGCUGACUCAUCAAGGGCUGCACACAGAGGACCACUCUGGCGAGCUGGAUGGCCCCUCCUCACCUCCAUCUCCUGGCUGCUUCCUUCCAGUCACCGCUGAAACCCUCCCUUCUGCAAGAAGCCUUUCUCUGACCCUCUUCAACCUUGUGCCCUCCCAGCAUGAAUUAUUUCCUAGGUAUUUUGUGCAUAACUGUUUGUACACUUUUGCUUGUAGUCUCCACUGUGAGCUCCUGGAGAGCAGAAAAUCCCUAGUGUUUAGCACAGUUCCUGGCACAUAGUAGUCGUUUAAUAAAUGCUGACUGACUGACUGUGAUGUUACAUAACUCCUGGGACCAGAUGUUUCAGCAGCCUCGGUUUCCUCCUAAUCCCUUCAGAACAUCGAGAAUUGAUGUUCAUCGGCUCCUUAAAGAGCUUUAAUUUUUAAUUAAAUUUCAUUCACCUUCCAAUCCCCACAAGGCCACAGCACCAGAGACUUAGUACUGAAUGGGACCUGAGAGAACAUCUUGUCCUCCAUUUGACAGAUGAGACUGUUGAAGGCUAGAGAGUCAUGCACACCAACACCCUCCAGCUCUGACUCCUAGUCUCUCUCCCUUGCUCUCCCAAACCUGAGGGCCUUUCUGCUGCGGUGCCUGCACAGAUGUCAUGAGUGGGGGUCUCUGGUAUGUGGCAUCUCCCAGCGCACCACCAGGUGGGAGUAACCAGCUGAUUGCAGCUGCCAGCAACGCUCCCGCCUAAAGAUCCCUCUCCUUGUGCAGGCUGGCUUCUACCCGGAGGGACAAUUGUAGGUGGCCUUCCAACAGUUCAGCCCCAGGGGGCCUGCCCAGAGUGCUGGAGGCCUUUCUUAUUUUAUCCCACAGUCACAAGGGUAUCUCAGAACACCGACGCUGUUACCAGGGUUUGGAGAAAACUGGAAAUACUGCCUCAUGAAGGAAUGAGCUGGAAUAGCUACUUUGGCAUGAUGGGCUUUUUUUCUUUUCUUUUCUUUUUUUUUUGUUUGUUUUGCAGGGCAGUGAGGUUUAAGUGACUUGCCCAGGGUCACACAGCUAGUAAGUGUCAAGUGUCUGAGGCCAGACUUAAACUCAGGUCCUCCUGAAUCCAGGGCCAGUGCUCUAUCCACUGCGCUACCUAGUGGCCCCACUGCCCCCACUUCUUAACCUGUUUUUAGAUGAAAACAGGGUACCUUUCAUGUUCUGCUAUUUUAUUAAGAUGUACCUGGAAGUCAUAAAGAGCAACAGCCCUCUUGGGUACCAAUGACUUAAGCACAGGGAUGGAGGGCUGGCCUUACAGGGAGAAAGGCCUAGGUUCAUGUCCUACCUCUGACACAUAAUAGCUGUGCCAUCCUGGGCAAUUCAUGCUUACCUCCCCUUCCUCUCCUCUCCUCUCCUCUCCUCUCCUCUCCU
Molecule: messenger RNA, 10236 nt
Organism: Dromiciops gliroides (monito del monte)
Lineage: Eukaryota; Metazoa; Chordata; Mammalia; Microbiotheria; Microbiotheriidae
Gene: LRRC40
Product: leucine rich repeat containing 40
Exons: 15
Coding region: 51-1871 (606 amino acids)
Molecular function (GO): protein binding
Source: RefSeq, a predicted model, not a curated record